UAAAUCUCAGAGCGAGAUAGAGAGAGAAAGGCUCUGAAGAUGACGGAUGUGAUCCUUCAUGUUUACGAUGUGACCAACAGUGGUUCUGAAAAGACCAACAACACCAUAAUGCAGAUCAACAAGAUCUUCAAGGACGGUAUAGGUUUGGGAGGCAUCUUCCAUAGCGCAGUUCAGGUUUACGGAGAUGAGGAAUGGUCAUUUGGGUUUUGUGACCAUGGCACAGGAGUUUUUAGUUGGCCUCAUGGUAAAAAUCCAAUGUAUACAUAUCGUGAAUGCAUUGUCCUUGGGAAGACAAACUUUCCCAUCUUCAAGGUAAACCAGAUUCUGCGGGAACUUAGCAGAGAGUGGCCUGGAAACUCAUAUGAUCUAUUAUCGAAAAACUGCAAUCACUUUUGUGAUGAGUUCUGUGAAAGGAUUGGUGUGCCAAAACUUCCAGCUUGGGUUAACCGGUUUGCAAAUGCUGGUGAUACUGCUGUGGAAGUUGCUGGAAACACUGCAUUACGAUUCAGACAAGCAAAGACGGAGAUUAUAUCUGCUAGCAAAGUAGCAUACCGAUUCCUUGCUGGUGUUGGCUCCAACAUGCCUUUCACUCCAGAGUCCCCAAGCAAUUCCAAUGGAGGCACCCCCAGAUUCCAAGCCAGUUGGUUCAGAAACCUUGUUUCUUCUGUGGGCCACAGGCCAUCAGAUUCUGAACUCGAAAACCAGGCUGAAGACACCCUCCGACGGCAGCAACAACCGACUGAACAUCUACGACAGAAUUCAAGGGGUGAUGUCUGAGAAGUUGCUUUUGUGGCAUCAUUUGCUGCAAUGUA
Molecule: messenger RNA, 812 nt
Organism: Telopea speciosissima
Lineage: Eukaryota; Viridiplantae; Streptophyta; Magnoliopsida; Proteales; Proteaceae
Product: deSI-like protein At4g17486
Exons: 4
Coding region: 40-777 (245 amino acids)
Biological process (GO): protein deubiquitination
Molecular function (GO): deubiquitinase activity
Source: RefSeq, a predicted model, not a curated record